AUGCCUUUACCAGAAGCUUCUACCUCAACAGUCAUGCCAAGACGUGCUCCACCCCCUCCACUUUCAACCUCUACUUCCGACCCUUCUCCAGAGCUAGAGCAAAUAAAGACAGACACUGAUACACAACCGUCUUCUUCCAAGUCAAAACAUCGUGGUUUUAUACGUGUCAUUGGUGGUUUUUUCAAGCGCAAAUGCAGUGAUGCAGACGACGUCACGGCUCCUAGUGACAGUGAAGCAUCACAACGUCGAACGUCACGUUGGUCGCGUUGGUCACAUCGUCAGUCGCUUCCUGACGCACCCUUUGAAAUGACGGCGAUAAUGACGGAACCCACGUCUGCUGUUAUCCAGGAGAUCACUUCCCCUCGUCCUGUAGAUUCAGAUGCUAAUACAGUAGAGACGGACAAGAUUGAGGUUACAAAGCUCAAGCCAAAACCCAAACUCUCAUUUGCCAAAGGCACACGGUCACCCAGUGACCCGUUGGAGUUGGAUUCCAGUGGCGAGUCAGGGACGGAACGUUCCCGUAUUUCGUUUUUGUUUUUUGGAGGAAGUGACGUGGAUUCGACGUUUCAGCCAACCUUACGAUCGUCAUCCUUGGACAAUUUGCAUGAGCAAGAUAUCCAUCCAUCUUUACAGGCCAAGAUGCCGCUGUUUUUGUCAGUGCCUUUGGGAGGAAAAAUGCGUCGCAGUGGCAUCUUGCCUGAUCCAAUGGAGUACGAGCUUUAG
Messenger RNA from Peronospora farinosa, 723 nucleotides. NCBI's taxonomy places the organism in Eukaryota, Oomycota, Peronosporomycetes, Peronosporales, Peronosporaceae. The record is from the annotation of a GenBank genome assembly.